Messenger RNA from Pogonomyrmex barbatus (red harvester ant), 2646 nucleotides. Its product is annotated as MAP kinase-activated protein kinase 2. The record is from RefSeq and is a predicted model, not a curated record. NCBI's taxonomy places the organism in Eukaryota, Metazoa, Arthropoda, Insecta, Hymenoptera, Formicidae. Gene Ontology annotation, biological process: protein phosphorylation. Gene Ontology annotation, molecular function: protein kinase activity; ATP binding.
GUCAACGAUGCCGGCGAGGACAGCUCGACUCGCGUGCGAUUAAUAACCGUGACAAGAAUCUAAGGCACAUCGGUUUUCAGCUGGCGGGGCCGAUUACCCUUUGGCUUGAUUUAUAAAACGAAAAAAAAAGCGAACCGCAAAAGCGAAGGCAAAACGAGACCGGCCGGACUAAAGCUUAUCUCUUUUCCUCUGCAACGCGUCGUGCGGGAUAAUCUCAGUGGGCGGACCUCUUUUUCCAUAACGACACCGCACCGUGUGGUAAAUCGCCCCAAAAGCUCGAUUGCAUCUGGGAGGUCGUCCCCUGGGAGCCCUGUACCUCGGCUUUUACCGACGCGGGGCGGGUGGUGAUGUUUUUGUCUUCCCGACGAAAUCGGGAUUUAGCCGUGCGAAAAUCGAGAGCCACAUCGAUGCCGAAGUCGGCAACUAAGUGGAGAUUUUGGAGGAAGUCCAAGAGGGCCGUUCUCGACGAGAACGAGCAGCAGGAGAGCAGGCGCAAGCGUUCGGCGCCACCGGUGGUCGUGACGCAGGUGAUCAGGCAGGACUACGAUCAGAUACCGGAACAGAAAAUACCGGAAGCCGUGGCCGUGGACAGAAGGAGAAUGGAGCAUCCGCUGAACAGUCGGCUGUCGCCGAAAGUCACGCCGAUCACGGACGACUACGAGAUUAGUAACCACGUGCUGGGCCUCGGGAUCAACGGCAAGGUGGUCCAGUGUUAUGACCGGAACACGAGGGAGAAAUAUGCUCUUAAAGUCUUGCAUGACUGCGCGAAGGCGCGAAGAGAAGUGGAACUUCAUUGGAGAGCGUCAAAUUGUAGGCACAUAGUCCAAGUCAAAGAUGUAUAUGAAAAUUCUUAUAGUGGAAAUAAAUGUCUACUGGUAGUCAUGGAAUGCAUGGAAGGCGGAGAGCUGUUUCAAAGGAUACAAGAUAGGCAGGACGGUGCUUUUACCGAAAGAGAGGCCGCGCAGGUGAUGUACGAAAUCUGCGUCGCGGUAAAGCAUCUUCAUGAUAUGAACAUCACUCACAGGGAUCUAAAACCUGAGAAUCUUUUAUAUUCCAAACCUGAUAGUACUGGAAUUUUAAAACUCACCGACUUUGGAUUCGCUAAGGAAACACAUUUAAAAGACACAUUACAAACACCAUGUUAUACACCUUACUAUGUCGCCCCGGAAGUUCUGGGACCAGAAAAAUAUGACAAGAGCUGUGAUAUUUGGUCACUGGGAGUAAUCAUGUACAUAUUAUUGUGCGGCUUUCCACCAUUCUAUAGCAACCAUGGACUAGCGAUCUCCCCCGGUAUGAAAAAGAGAAUCCGAUUAGGACAAUACGACUUUCCUCAUCCAGAAUGGGCGAACGUAAGUCAGGAAGCUAAGACCCUUAUCAAAGGCAUGCUGUGUAUAGAUCCAGCAGAAAGGUUGCAGAUUGAUGCUGUAAUGCGUAACAACUGGAUCUUCAAAUACAUGGAGGUACCUGCUACUCCCUUGCACACUGGACGUGUUCUGCGUGAAGGGGAGGAAAUGUGGCCUGAAGUACAAGAAGAAAUGACGCGAUCGCUAGCGACGAUGCGCGUAGAUUACGAUACGGCGUGUCUGAAGCAGCUCGAUCACACAAACAAUCCCCUAUUGAAUAAAAGAAGACGCGCGAAACAAUCCGCGAAUACGACAGUCCCUACACCCACCAGCCCUACGCCCGCCUCCUAGGAAGAGGACACUAACAGAACCAGACGAAACUGGACUUGUUUCCUGCGAAGAUGCGUCAGAUACAGCGUGAUCACAACAAGGAUCGUUUUCUGACUGCUGCAUUUCACAAAGCGAAAGAAAUUCCGGAAUAGAAUAGUAUCAAACGGCAUCUAGAUUACAUGUGUCACAUGCUUUACGCUUAUGUUAACAUCAGAUUAAUUAGAUACAAGGCCGAUUUUAUUAUAACAAAAACAUGUGCAACGAGGACAAUAUUGCCCCAACGAAAGCAAGUAAGCGAUGCCUUUUUAAUUAUUGAACCAUAUCUUUCUUUUAAAUUACAAAAUUAAAAAUGUAUACUGCUUUGUAAGAAAUCUGCUACGUUAAUUACAAAAUUGAGCAUGAAAGAACAAACAUUGUUGAUGCCAAGCAUUAAUGUUACAUGUUUGUUAUUAGCUCAAUUUCCUCAAACUUAAUAAUUCAUGUUUGAAAAUAAUGGCCUUUAGGGGCACUAAAAACGAAGGUUGAUUAAUAAAUAAUACUGCUAAAUGUGUCUUUUGCCAAAUCCUAAACAUAAAAAAAUCUACAUAACGAAACGUAAGAAAAAAGAAAACUGUUUUCCUUGUUAUUGUCGUUUAAAAAAUAUGAAAUCAUAACUUGUUAUCUCGAAAAUAGAGAAAGAUAUAUUAUACUUCCAAAAAUCCAUCAUCCUUAACAAUCGAGCCGAUUUUAGAGUCAAUACAUAGUAAACUGGCUUUUGCCAUCUUACAUUGAUUGAAUUAUACGAAAUCAAAUUACAAAGUUGUUGAGCGAAUCAUCCUUCUAUACACAUAUAUAUUCUAAAAUAGGCGUUGAUAAGUGUUUUAAUCGGGAUUAUUACAUAUAAUCUCCAUACAAAUGGUGUAAAGACUAUUUAUCCACAGGCUAUUAAAGCUAGUUGUAGGAUUAGUUGCUCAUAUACUUACCAUUUAAAAAA